Molecule: messenger RNA, 2166 nt
Organism: Peronospora matthiolae
Lineage: Eukaryota; Oomycota; Peronosporomycetes; Peronosporales; Peronosporaceae
Source: the annotation of a GenBank genome assembly
AUGAGACGGAAGAAGCGGCAGCGGUCCGAGAGCUUCCAAGUCGAUCAAGGCAGCGAUGGCGACACCCGCAAGCGCCUAGAAGUCUUCCACGCGCAGCUGUUCGAUCUGCCACAAGAAGAACCGUCUGUGGAGGCGUCCGAGACGCCUCACGUGCGGUUAAAGUCAAAGACCAGGCGACUGAAAAGGCAGUUGACGCGUGAUGACGUCGUAGGCGAUCAAGAAGUCGUGCCACUGGUGAAGCUCGUCGCGUCAAAGAAGGACAAGAGGAAGAAGAAGAAGAAGAGGGAGGAAGUGGAGCAGGUGGAGACAGUAGAAAAGGAGCAGACGAAGCAGAAGAACAAGAAGAAGGUUAUUGGGGCCGUGGACUCUGCAGUUGCGAAGCCUCUGAAGAGCUCGAAUAAGGAGCAGAGCAUUGUGUUGCAGCGGGUGAAGUGCCAAGAAGCUGCUGUGAAGAUAGUGCAGGCCCCACAGUGGCAUAGACUGCAAACGGAUUGCGCGAGAAACGGUGAUGCUGAUGGCGUGGACGUGUUGGAACAGGCGUUAGGAGGUGUGAAGGAGGUUGCAAUGAAGAAGAUGGAUAGGUUGUCGCGUGAAAAGCACAGGGCAGUGGUGGCUGACGAGACAAGUGCUGUUUUGAAGGUGGAGAACAUGAAGGAGGCUGGGAUAGCUGCUGGAAUGAUGGAUGCUGCAGUAGAAAAGGACGCGACCUGCAAUGAACCGUCGAAACGCGUGACGAAGAAGCAGAAGCAGAAGAAAAGGCUGGUGCUUUCUUCAUCGGAACGGACUGCUGAGGAGGAUGCUAACAUGCCUGUUAUUCGUGAAAACGAGGAGGUCGCAGGGAGCGGCAACAGUGGAAAAGCUGCCAAAUUCGUUGAAUUGAAAGCUUGCAGAAAGCAGAAAGAAACGAAAAGGGCGCUUGCAAAGCACAACGGCGAAUCGUCGCCCAAGGCGCCACCAAAACCUAGGCAACCCAAGCAAGGCAAACAUGUGGGGUCCUCCGGUAUGGCAGAGGGUGUCGACAAAGCCGUGCCCAAGAAGGGGCAAACAGUGCCAGGAAAGAAGGUGCAGAUAAGUGGCAAGUGUGUUAUCGCAGAUGUGUUACUGGAGAAUGCAGAUACGGAAGAUGAUGAGUUUCCGUCUAUUCACCAAGAGACUCGACGUGGAUUUUCAGCUUCCUACAAAUCUAUCGACAAGGUCGCGAUAUCCCAAGUUUCGGACGAAUCUUCUCCAGAAAGCAUAGGCGACAGUGACGAUGACUGCGACCGGAACAAUACAGGUAGCUCGUCUCUGUAUUCACGUCUCAUCGAUUCCGCUGCUCGAGAAAGAUGGGAGCUCGUAGAGGUGGGUCGUUUGGUUCGGCUGUUUGCUGCAGAAUGGGAAUACGAAGAAAGCGCGACGGCACGAUUCCUCUGCGAGACUUGCCCCGAACUCGUGAGUGUCGAUUUCUUGGAAGGAUUGGGUGUGAACUUGUCUGCGAAGCAGCUUAUCGAGAUCUUUGAAAUUGGAUCAGGAAAUGCCGGCGUGUUCAUGAACAAAAUAGCGUCUGCUGUAGAGAAUGGAGAUCUGAGUAUGCGUGACCCACACUUUAUUGCAACGUUAGAACGUCGUGUUGCGCUGAUGGAGUUGAACGCGGAAGUGCUAGAACUGCUAUAUCCGCUGCUGGAGAGUUUGUCGACAGUGCGUGAUGUGGGCUAUUUGCUGCAGCAGCUGUGUGAACACUGGCAAUUGGAGCGAAAGCUUGCUUUAGUGCAGCAGGCGCUGUUGUCGAAAGUAUUUGACGACCUCGAUGGCAACCAGGAUGAAAUCCUUCUUGACUUACCUGACCUCGCCGGGCGUCUAGAUUUUCCCAGCCGUUUGGAUCAGGAAGAUGUCGAUGAGAAUGGUAACUUGAGAGGCUUCCUCGUCAACGAUGAUAGUGACCUUAGUGGUGAAGAGGCGUCUGGAGAGGAAGAUGACGAAAAUGACAGUGAUGAUGAUGGCAAUCCAUACGACGGUGAGUCUGAAUCGGAUGGAGAUGCCACUGGUCGCACUCCUGGUAGCAAUCGCUUUAUCGAAGAAGAGGCCGACGUCGGUGAAGACGACGACGACGACGACGACGUCGAAGAUGAAGAAGACGAGAUAGAGCGACGUAGCCAGAACGCAUCGUCUUCGUCUGAUAGUGAUUGA